Molecule: messenger RNA, 723 nt
Organism: Acanthosepion pharaonis
Lineage: Eukaryota; Metazoa; Mollusca; Cephalopoda; Sepiida; Sepiidae
Source: the annotation of a GenBank genome assembly
AUGUCUGUUUCCUGCGGGCUUGUUCAUAGCAGGCCUAUCUAUCUAUCUAUCUAUCUAUCUAUCUAUCUAUCUAUCUAUGUUUUUUUAUUUCUGUUUUUCUUUCUUUCUAAUUCUUCCUUUCUACUUCUCUAUUUCUACUUCUCUUUUUUCUAUUUCACCCUUUCUAAUUCUUUCAUUAUAAUUCUCUCUUUCAAACACAGUCUCUCUUUGUUAACUUUACAUUACUUAACGCUUUCAUUUUUUUCUAUUAUUUUCUUCUUCCUUCGUUUUCCCGUUUCUUUUUUCUUUUUUCUCUAUUCUUUUUGUCUCUUUCUAAUUUUUCUCUUUGUUAACUUCACGCUUUCAUUUUUUUCUAUUAUUUUCUUUUUUCUUCGUUUUUCUCUUUUCGUUUUUCUCUUUUCUCUUUUUCACUAUUUUUUCUCGUUUCUUUUUUUAGUUCAAUUUGCAUACCUUUUCCAUUUUAAUAUUACCCUCUUCCGAAAGAUUCCAUUUCUAUUUCCUUACUCAUUUGUUUUAGCUUCUCCUAUCAUCUCCUCUUUUAAUCUCUGUUCCUUUAGCUCCAAUUCUUUUUGUUUUUCGUUCAUCCGACCUUCUUUGUGUUCUGUAUUAAUGCUUGCUGUAACAAUUAACCGUAAAGUCUGUUAUUUCCCGUUAACCGCUCCUCUAAUUGCGUUAAAUUCGACAAUUGCAUUACGGGAAGACCGCUUUCAGAUACGAACAUGA